AUGGCGGCGGUGCGGGCGGCGCUGCUCGCCCCGCUGCUGGCGCUCGGCCGGGCCGGGUCGGGGCCCGCGACCCCCGCGCGGGUCGAGGUGGCCGUGUCGGGGCCCGGGGCAGCGGGGCCGGACGGGGACGGGGCCGGCAGCGGGGCCGGCAGCGCGGCCGCGGUGCCCGGCGGCUCGUACACGCUGCGCGGGGCCGUGCUGGGAGCGGGGGGCGGCCGGGCCGGGCCGGGCCGGGGGGGCCCGCGGGGGGAGCGGGAGGAGAUGGAGAUCCGAGGCCGCCUGGUGCUGGUGGGUGACGUGGAGCCGGAGCUGAGCGCUGCCGACAGCUGGAUCGGGGUGGUGCCCGUGGGCACCGAGGAGCCGGCUGAGGGCCCCCGGGGUGCCAAGGAGGAGUCCUUCACCACCGCCGUUGUCACCAAGAUGAAGCGAGCGCUGGUGCUGGGGGCCUCCGCCCUGCUCAUUCUGGCGCUGAACCAGAACGCCAUCCGUGAGCUGGACGUGUCCCAGCUGCUCGCCAAGCCCGUCAUCGUCAUCCAGUCCUCAGACAAUGUCACCAGGCUGCUGGGAGCGCUGCUGCGUGGGCUCCAGGCUACGGCGAAGAUCACGUACCAGGCAGUGCUGCUGGAGAACCUGGGAGUGACCCUCACGCUGUGGUCCACCUGCGGCCUGUCCCGAGGGGGCCUCUACGGGGAGUGGCAGGGGGUCAUCUGCCCCGGGGAGAGCAGCUCGCAGGUCCAGAAGUACCUGCAGCAGCUGUGGAACACCAUCCUGCUGAUCGCCCUGCUGCUCUGCACCGGCGUCAUGGUGCAGGCCCAGCGCCAGUCGCGGCAGGACCUGUCGGAGCGUGACGCCGAGCUGGACCUGAAGCAGCACAUCCGGCGGCGGCUGUUGGCGCUGAAAACCCGGCGGUACCAUCCUGGGAAGCCGCCCCGGAGCCGGGCCUGCGAGAUCGACAGCUGUGCCGUGUGCCUGGACCAGUUCCACAAGAGCCAGUGGCUGCGGGUGCUGCCCUGCUCCCAUGAGUUCCACCGGGACUGUGUGGAUCCCUGGCUCCUGCUGCAGCAGACCUGCCCUCUCUGCAAGCGCAACAUCCUGGGGAACUGCUGCACGGACAGCUAGCUGGCCCGAGGACACACUCCAGGGACAGACCCAUGGCUGCUCCAGGGACAGGGAGGGGCCAGGGGGUGCCCAGCGAGCGGCACUUGCUGCUGGAGCAGGGUUGGUGUGGCUGUGCCCAUCACAGUGCCCAGACUUCGGAGAGGGAAGGACUUUGGGCUCUCCUGCUGGGUGUGAGUAGAGGGGUGGGGGAAUCCAGAUGGGCAGUGCUGGGAAGGGAAGAUUUGGGGCACCCAUGGGUGUAACGGGGUGGGGGCUGGGGCAGGGAGAGCCCUGGUCCUGCUGCGCUCUUGCCCUGCUCACAGCAAUUUUUCUAAGUCUUGGGUUUUUUGUCUAUUUGCUGGUAGCUGUGGCAGGGUAGGCAGAGCCUGGCUGCAGUGCCAGCCCCUCCAGGAGGUGGGUGACAAACCUGCCAGGGCUGGGGCUGGCAGGGCUGUGGGGUGACUCACGGCCUCACCGUGGGAGGGCAGGGGUCAGAUGCUUUAUUUAUAAUAACUUAUUAGAAAGGAUGGCAUGAGUUGGCUGCAGAGCCAACACAGGGCUCGGCUCACCAGCACAGUCACUGGGGACACACCAUGGGUCCUGCCCGGGUCCUGCCCCACGGGCUGCAACAUGGCACGUGUCCAUUCCUAUUAAACAUGGAGCAAGG
Vidua chalybeata is the source of this 1765-nucleotide messenger RNA. RefSeq names its product ring finger protein 215 (gene RNF215). Gene Ontology annotation, molecular function: ubiquitin protein ligase activity. NCBI's taxonomy places the organism in Eukaryota, Metazoa, Chordata, Aves, Passeriformes, Viduidae. Gene Ontology annotation, biological process: ubiquitin-dependent protein catabolic process. The coding region runs from base 1 to 1119 and encodes 372 amino acids. The transcript has 10 exons. The record is from RefSeq and is a predicted model, not a curated record.